CUCUCAUUCUCUUAGUUUUCCGAAUUAUUUUCUGACGGAUAUUUUGUGAAUAUUUUGUUGUUGUUGUUGUUGGGAGAAUUUAUGCUACAAUCAAAUUCUAUGACAUUGACAACCUCUUAUCUACGAAGUGGAUGCAAUAAUUGUAGUUGUACAACGCCAAAUCAAUGUAUCUGCUAUCUGAAUAAAUUCCCUUCGCAUAUUUAUCCCCUCGCCUUGAUGUCAUCAUCAAAUAAUAAUAAUAUGAGUAAUACUCGUAGCGAUUUUAAAGUAUAUUCCCAUGCUAAUCAUAAUAAUAAUAAUAAUAAUUGUAAUUAUUACUUAUCUAAUGAGAAAUUAUAUGAAUUACAAAUGAAAUCAUUAUCGAAUCCUCCGGUAGAUACUACUCAUUUCCACAAUAAUAGUAGUAGUAAUAGUAGGAGUAGUAUAAGUAGUAAUAGUACUAAUAGUGUAAACAGUUGUACAUAUUCACCACAGAAUAAUAAAUAUCACAGAUCUAAUCUGAACGCUUCAAUCUAUUCACCGAUAACAACAGCAGUGGCAACAGCAACAGCGAUUCCUUGUAAUGAUUUCCUGUCAACUACCCGUCGACUGUUUCAUCUCGAUAAAUUCACUGAAAGCAACCCCAGUCAUGAGUUGUGUAAACAAGACGAAAAAGAAGACGCAGAGGCAGAAGUGGGCUGUUCAUUUCUCCGUCAUCCGAGUAAUCCUCAACGAUACAGUGAUACUGAUAAAGCGAAAUUAAUUUCACUAGCGUCAUCUAAUAAAACUGCAAAUCCAUUCCAUCAACUGCUGACAUCUUCCCCAACGACAAUCUCGGCAUUUACACCAACUGGAUCCCUGCAAAAUGAUUCAAAUGUAAAUUUGUUGAAAGUAUUAAAUCGUGAAUUUAUUCCUUGGUGCUAUGAUCAUGAUCAUGAUCAAAUGAAUACUCCCUUGACUACUGAUAAUCAUAAUCAUCAUAUUAUCAGUAGUAUGGUUAGCAGUAGUAAUUCAAAUUCUACCCUACUUAAUAAUCAUCAUCAUUUCAAUGAAACCAAUUGGUGUCCAAAUAUGUUUACAAUGAAUGAAUAUUUUGAUAGUAACACUGCUAAGAAUGCUGUGUCUGAUAUGUCGUAUACACAACAAUAUUCUCUAUCUAAUGAAUUUCUUCUUAUGAAUAAAUUGAAAGCCAGUGGGAAUACAAAUUUAUCCUCUGUAAUGAAUAACUCGUCUAGUAUGAUUACAGAUCGUCUGCCGCAUAUUGAUUAUACAACUUCUUCAGAAAGGAUAAAAAAAUUUUGGUCUUUAAAUGAUAUAUACAAUCAAUCGAUAGAUAUGAGGAGUCCAUCAACCCUUGAAACAGCUAUAACCACGAAAACAGCAACUUCAACACUGCAAACAGUACCAACAACAACAACAACAAUGAUAUCGUCGAUGUCACAUUCCCCUAGAACAUUACUUCCACCACAGUGGGAUUUCAAUGGUAGUAAUAAUAACGCUAGUGGUAAUAGUAUUAUUAGUAUCAGGAAUAAUGACAUUAAACCCACCUGUAAUUCAUCACGUAAACGUUCACACACAAAAGAAUCAAAAACAACUGAUUUUAAAAAGUGUAAGUAUACCACUACCACUACCACUACUAACAAUAACCAUUUAAGUAGUUACUCUCAGGAUAAAUAUUUCACUGAAUAUCCCUAUCAAAAUAACGACGACAGCGGCAAUCAUGAAAUUAUUGACAAUAAUAGUAGAAUUAAGUCGAAUUCUACUACCACUUCGAAUGAUGGAAAAAGAAUAUCAGACAUAACUCUAAAGAAUGUGAUGAACAGUCGUCACAAUGAUGAUAGAGGAGGUGGUUAUGGAGAUCCUGGCUAUAUUGACGACGAUAACGACGAUGGUGUCAGUCGCCACUCUUUUGUCGAUGAUGAUAAUGAUGACAAUAAUGAUACACAAAGUCAAAAUGAAUACUUGCCAACAAUAAGUCGGAAAAAAGGUCAACUAUCACAUCAUAAUUUAAACAAUAUCAGUAUGAAUAAACCGCGUAAAGAACGUACCGCUUUUACUAAACAACAAAUAUGUGAAUUAGAAAAAGAAUUCACUAUACACAGUUAUUUAACACGAUUAAGAAGAUAUGAAAUUGCUGUAGCGCUGAAUUUAACUGAAAGACAAGUUAAAGUAUGGUUCCAGAAUCGAAGAAUGAAAUUUAAACGAAUGAGAAGUAACAGUGUUUCCAAAGAUGAUUCCUAUUCAAUCCCCCUUCCAUAUGAUGAUGUAUGUUCAAGUAUGCAACAGCUUUGUUAGAAAUAAAUCAAAUAUUCUUUAUAAUGAAGCGGAAAAUUUCAGAAAAUUUCUUUUUUGUCUUAAUUUCUUCUUCUCCUUCUGAUACGAUUAACUACUAAACUAACUCCACCCCCUUGCUAAUUUAUUCCACUUUUCUACCCCCUUAUUCUUCUCCCCCUACGAUAUUUUUUUGCGUUGGCGUGUGAACGUGUCACCCUAUUUGUGUGUGUGGGUGUAUUGGAGUGCGUAGGCGUAUUUUUGUGCGUUUCUGUCUCG
Molecule: messenger RNA, 2529 nt
Organism: Trichobilharzia szidati
Lineage: Eukaryota; Metazoa; Platyhelminthes; Trematoda; Strigeidida; Schistosomatidae
Source: the annotation of a GenBank genome assembly